GCUAUGUCGAGCACGGACACGGACGCUCCGUGGUCGGGGGAGGUGAGGGUGAGCGCGCCGGGGAAGGUGAUCCUCCACGGCGAGCACUCCGUGGUGUACGGCAAGCGCGCCGUGGCCCUCAGCCUCGACCUGCGCACGCACCUCACGGUCAGCGCCGCCGCCGACUCGGUCUCCCUCUGCCUCCCCGACGUCGAAAUCAACAAGACGUGGUCGCUGGAGGAGCUGCGGGCCCUGUGGAAGCAGUUGGGCUGCACGCAGGCCGCGGACGCCGCGCCGCUCGCCGACGCCCAGGCCGCCAUCCUGCGCAAGUUCCUGGGCAUCGAGGCGGACGCCGGCAGCCCGCCUCGCAAGCUGGCCCUGCUGUCGUUCCUCCACCUGUACCUGGCCAUCCUGCCUCAGCCUCUGCCCCUGCAGAUCUCCGUCAGCAGUCAGCUCCCAACCGGCGCCGGCCUCGGUAGCUCCGCGGCCUACGCGGUGUGCUUGUCGGGGGCGCUGCUCCACAUCGCGGGGCGCCUCGACCCGGGCGAGGACCAGGCCAACCUGGAGAAGGUGUGCCAGUGGGCCUUCAGGAGUGAGCAGAUCAUCCACGGGACGCCCUCGGGCAUCGACAAUUCCAUCUGCACAUACGGCGGCGCAGUCAACUUCAAGGGCGGCGCCAGCACGCCCGUUGAAGUGCCUCCUCUGCGAGUGCUGCUCGUGAACACGAAGGUGCCAAGGAGCACCAAGGCGCUCGUCACGGGCGUCCGCGAGCGUCGUGAGCGGCACCCGAGUGUCAUGGACCCGAUCCUGGACGCGCUGGACUCGCUGGCCGAGCGAGGGAUCCAGGCGCUGCACGACCUGGCCUCGGCCGCCAGGGACCACGACCGCGCCGCCGCCCACGAGACCAUCGGGGAGCUCGUGGAGGUCAACCACUCGUUGCUGUGUGCCCUGGGCGUGUCGCACCCGAGCCUGGACCGCCUGGUGGGCCUGGCGCGGGCGAACGGCCUCCGGGGCAAGCUGACGGGCGCGGGCGGCGGGGGCUUCGGGAUCGUGGUGGAGGGCCUCUCCGACGGGGAGGACGUGGCCAAGUGCUGCCACGAUCUCGAGAGCCACGGCUACCAGGUGUGGCGCACGUCCCUCGGGGCGCCGGGCUUCACCAUCCACCACGCGCAGUAACGGCAUUUACUUUGGUUUCCUAGAUAUUGUUUUAGUCAUGACACUCUUGAUAUUAUUACCAAGCAUUGAGUAGAACUGGAUGUAAUCCUGUUAGUGGUUCCCAAGUGAAAGGCUUGACCAUGUCUGUGAUUAGUAAAUAUUUCACGAUUUAGCACACGAAGGCUGUAUUUUGAAUUUAGGUCUGUGCUUGACAUUUCGUUCGCUUUCGGCGAUACAAAAUACUCCUGUUACAGCAUUUACAUCAUUUGUUAUUGUAAUCAUGUCAUUUAUUUUAAUAAAUGAUCCGGGCAUGACAAGAA
This is a messenger RNA of Penaeus indicus, 1454 nucleotides long. Its product is annotated as mevalonate kinase-like. Gene Ontology annotation, biological process: isoprenoid biosynthetic process; isopentenyl diphosphate biosynthetic process, mevalonate pathway; cholesterol biosynthetic process. Bases 4 to 1155 code for a protein of 383 amino acids. Gene Ontology annotation, molecular function: ATP binding; mevalonate kinase activity. Gene Ontology annotation, cellular component: cytoplasm; cytosol. The record is from RefSeq and is a predicted model, not a curated record. The transcript has a single exon. Lineage: Eukaryota; Metazoa; Arthropoda; Malacostraca; Decapoda; Penaeidae.